AUGGGUCAGAGGGAGGACAGCAGGGUGAGUGUGGCCUACACGGGGCGCGACGUGGACCCAAGCGACGGGCUGCCAGCACACCAGGCUGAUGGACACAACUGCAGUUCGUACACCCUGGCUCCUUCACUGCACCACAACUUGCAGAUCCUUGUCACGUUCAUGCUGAAAAUUCGUAAAACAUAUGAAGAGGGAGGAGGAAGUCAUUUACCUGGGACACAAAAUGAUGGAACAAUAUGCUAUGAAGUGGCCGAGACGCUGUCACAGGGCGACCUCGCACGUGGCAGCAGCCAAACACGCAGCGGCCGCUCCGCGCUGCGGCCGGCGCAACACGCAUCCGCCACCGCACCACAGCACAGCACCACAGCACAACACACCGCAGCAGCCGGCAGGGUCGAGGUCAUCAGGCGGGUCCGUGGCGGCCGCGCCAUGGUUGAGGGCAAGCACUACUUCUGGGUGGAACGGACGCUGGGCUACGCGGACGAGGGCGCCGUCGCGGCCGGCGUCGACGCGGCCGGCUGGGAGCUGUACGUGUGCCGCAGCCGCCACGAGGGCGACCUGGUGCCGGGCCGGCUGGCGCCCCGCGACGGCUGCGCCUACGUGCCCUGGGGCGGCGGCGAGCACGUCAAGCUGGAGUACGAGGUGCUGGUGGUGGUGGGGGGUGAGGGUCGGUGGGUUGCGACGCGCGGCGGCUGUGUGCCCAUCGAGGCACUGGAGGCUGGUGCUGCCGGCAGCGAGCCGCUCUUUGUGGGCAGGGCCUGUUUCGAUGGUUUGCUGGUGCCUGGCAAGGUACACCCGAGCCACGGUGUCUGCUACAUCUCAUACGGUGGGGCAGAGAUUGCUUGCCCGGAGUACGAGGUUCUCGUCAUACACAUAUAGACAAUGCCUCCUUGUAUCAGACUGCUACAUCUGAGGAGCAUCUCAACCUCUCCUCACUCAUUACUUCCUUCCAUUAUAAGGAAACCAGUGUCACUGUCGAUCUCUGAAAAUGUCCUGUGAUAUAUAAUUUUAUGUCUUAUUUAAUACCAGAUGGAGUUUGUAUCCAUCUGCAAUGCCAAACAAUGCAAGUCAUAAUUUUAGUACAUGUUUUUCAAUUUUUAUAUUUUUUUACUGAUUCCAAGUAACUCAAUGAAUCCUAUUGAUUACUGAGACAAGUGUUUUGAGUGAAAUGUAUAUUAAAGUGUUGCACAUUACUGCUUGUUAUAGGUAAUAAAGUUUUUU
Messenger RNA from Schistocerca nitens (vagrant locust), 1218 nucleotides. RefSeq lists its product as uncharacterized. The transcript has 6 exons. NCBI's taxonomy places the organism in Eukaryota, Metazoa, Arthropoda, Insecta, Orthoptera, Acrididae. The coding region runs from base 1 to 876 and encodes 291 amino acids. The record is from RefSeq and is a predicted model, not a curated record.